CCCAACCUCUCUUCAUGUCCUCCACAAUAUACAACCAUAGGAGCUUGCAGCCUACGGUUCCACCUGCCCAAGGGCCAAACCAGCACAGUCAUGCCAGGCUUAAUGAGGCCGUCGAUACCAUCCGUCAAGAAUUUGAUGUUAUCUCCUCUGACCUCGGCAUUCUUCGCAAUCAACGAGACGAGUAUGAAUCCAAAGUCACUUCACAAAUAAACGAGUUGAACAUCGUUCGCCAGUCACUGUAUGAACUGGAAUCUCAGCAUGGCAAGAUUCGACAGACAUACGAAGAGGAGCUAAGUCGCCUCAGAGGAGAACUUCAUGCACUUCGUCAGGGUGUGCCAGCAGGAGCUCCACAUCCGCCCGUCGGUCCCGCUUCAGUUGGACCUUCUGGUCCACCUGCACCUCCACCUGCAGUCCCUGGUGUACCUCCUGGCCCUGGCUCAUACAACGAGCCUUACUACAGUCGAGAUCGUGAACGUGAACGCGAGCGGGAAAAAGACCGCGAACGUGCUGAUCGUGAACGUGAACGCGAAAUACGUGAUCGACAACGUGAAGAGCGCGACCGAGAUCGCGAACGUCCUCCGGCAGAGGCUCGGGAUUCAAAACGUAUAAAGACUGAGCGUAUGAAGAGUGAUACUCGUCCAGGUAAACCAUUCACUUCAAGUUCCGCACGUUCGCCGCCUCCUCAUGGGUACUAUACCACCUCUUUUUCCCCCCCUUUAUCUGCGACAGAUCAUUAUAGUCCCUCUCUCCAACCCCCGAACGCAAAGCUGCCCCCUGUACCUGGGGCGCCUCCUGCCUUGACUACUUUCCAAGGCCCAGGUCUUCCACCACCACCUGCCGCCCAUGCACCAUAUCCACCUGGACCUGGAAAUCCGUCACCUGCAGGCCCAGCAGAACCAGCAGCAACCAGCUCAAGUUCCCUCGUGCCUAUCAACAAUGCCCAAAGUGGUGGGGGGCAGUUUCCGGAUGACCUCGACCCACACAAUGUUCCGCCCGAACUGAAAAAGGAAGGCAGUGACUGGUUCGCGGUCUUCAAUGGCAAAGUCAAGCGCGUGUUAGAUGUGUCACUGGUGCACACACUCAUGCACGAGAGUGUCGUUUGCUGUGUGCGAUUUUCUGCAGACGGCAAGUACCUGGCCACCGGCUGUAAUCGCACGGCCCAGAUCUAUGACACAAAGACGGGCGUAAAGACCUGCGUCCUUACAGAUGAAUCAGCUGGAAAGGCAGGUGACCUGUAUAUCAGGAGUGUUUGUUUCAGCCCCGAUGGGAAAUAUCUUGCAACGGGCGCUGAAGAUAAGCAAAUCAGAAUAUGGGAUAUCGCCAAGAAACGCAUCCGCAACGUUUUCGACGGACACCAGCAGGAGAUCUACUCACUUGACUUUUCCUUAGAUGGAAGGCUUAUCGUCUCCGGAUCGGGCGAUAAAACUGCCCGUAUCUGGGACAUGGUUGAUGGGUCAUCUAAAGUGCUCACGAUCAAUGACGCCGAUCCUGUGAACAACGAUGCAGGCGUGACCUCCGUCGCUAUCUCACCAAAUGGCCAACUGGUUGCGGCUGGUAGUCUAGACACUGUUGUGCGCAUCUGGGACGUGGGAACGGGCUCCCUCAUCGAGCGCCUACGGGGUCAUAGGGACAGCGUCUACAGCGUUGCGUUUACUCCCGACGGAAAGGGACUAGUGAGCGGCAGCUUAGACAAGACUCUCAAGUACUGGGACGUUAGUGGCCUUCUCGCCAAACGCAAGGAGGCGGCAGCCAAUGGGAAGAAAGAUGAUAAGGGCAGCCAGUGCACCAUGAACUUCUUGGGCCACACGGAUUACGUGCUCUCCGUUGCUGUGUCGCAUGAUGGGCAGUGGGUUGUGUCAGGGUCCAAGGACCGUGGUGUCCAGUUCUGGGACUCGCACACCGCAACGACACAGUGCAUGCUCCAAGGACACAAGAACUCCGUCAUCUCUAUCGAUUUGAGCCCCGCGGGCAGUAUUUUGGCUACGGGCAGUGGUGAUUGGCAGGCGCGGAUUUGGAGCUACACCAACAUCUAAUUCAUACACCAGUGCGGAGUCCACUUUUCAUUCCCGUAGCGCAGCAAUGCACAUUUGCAUUUAUAUGUACUCGAUGCUCUUGUUUUAUUUGUGUUGCACGUGGCCCCUCUGUCCCUGUUUACUUUCCGGUGCUCCCCCGGUGUCCCUUCUGCGGGUUUCUGUGCUUCUGCUGUGAAUGGUUUAUUGGUAUCCGCACCUUGUUACUCUUGUGUAAUGUACUUGUUGCUAGCUCUAUAUCCUGUUGUCUAAUAAUUCAAUCUCUACAAUAAUGAUGUGCAGCUUAUUAUAUAAUAAUUUCCCACAGCCGAU
Suillus subaureus is the source of this 2342-nucleotide messenger RNA. Its product is annotated as WD40-repeat-containing domain protein. Gene Ontology annotation, molecular function: protein binding. Bases 15 to 2033 code for a protein of 672 amino acids. The transcript has 9 exons. NCBI's taxonomy places the organism in Eukaryota, Fungi, Basidiomycota, Agaricomycetes, Boletales, Suillaceae. The record is from RefSeq and is a predicted model, not a curated record.